Messenger RNA from Paramisgurnus dabryanus, 4102 nucleotides. The record is from RefSeq and is a predicted model, not a curated record. NCBI's taxonomy places the organism in Eukaryota, Metazoa, Chordata, Actinopteri, Cypriniformes, Cobitidae.
UAGAUUCUCUCUCUCUCGAGCGGAGAGGAGCUCACAGGGUUUCUCUGACUUUUCCGUCUCGGCCAGGGAGGAAACGGCUCUUUUUGUGGGAGCGACGUUGGAUCUCAGCAAAUGAUAUCCAUUGGGGGGUGUAGAGUUACAACUUAACUAAUUUUAAUCCAAACACGUGAAAUCGUAGCCGGGCCUGAUGCAAGCGGCCCGGGGCCGAAGAAGGGGUCGCGCAGGGUUUGUUGCCUUUGGCUGCCGUGCUCGCUGCGGUUUGGGAUGGACCUGUCACUCUCGCUGAACAGAUGUUUGUCUGAACUGCCAAGAAGAAACAAAAACAACAUUGUUGGAUGGGAGAGAGAGGAAGCUAAACGCCGACUCUGCUGCUAAUGAGAAAACAGCGCAAUCAAUCUGAUGAUGACUGGAGGGAAAGAGAAGCUUGUGCGGUUGCUGAUGUGAUUUAGUCUUUGGGGUGAUGGUGGCAGCGUGAGAGAGAGAGAGAGAGAGAGAAAGAGGAGGGGAGCUGAUUCUGGGAAUCUGUGACUGAGCUUCUGGUGUUGGAUGUCCUGUGAUUUCAGCUAAACGGGGAUCAUAACUUUGCUGAGAACACCAUGAAUGAACUACUGGGCUGGUACGGGUAUGAUCAUGUAGACCUGCCCGACUCUAAUUCACCUGACAGCCGUCACCGAGCAAAACGCAACCAUAUAUCUGUUCUUAAAGAGAAUUCAGUGCCAAAGCCGAAUGCUACAGAGAGGAACGUGCCAUCAUCUUCAUCAGAGCCCACGAAGAACGGUGAGAUGGAAUUGGCUGCCACGCCCAUCUCAUCUUCAUCAUCCUCUGCAUCUCCACGGACCAGAGAGCAACACAGCAUGAAUGUUGUUGUACCAUUGAUCAAACCAUCUGCUGUGGAAGAUGUGCAGAAUGUUCAGAUUGUGUGUGUAUGGUGUCAGAAGGAAGGUAUGAAGCGUUACUCUCUCCUCAUGGGUUCAGACCUCAAGAGUUUUUGCAGUGAAAAGUGUUUCGCUGCCUGUCGUCGGGCAUACUUCAAACGGAAUAAGGCUCGAGAUGAAGAUCGUCAUGGCGACCAGUCUCCGCCUCCCGGCCAAACACUAGACACACCCUCAAGACUUCUGCUGAAGAUGAACAACAACACACGUGUCUGUGAUUGGUGUAAACACAUCCGUCACACUAAAGAGUAUCUGGACUUUGGUUCUGGUGAGGAGAGGCUGCAGUUCUGUAGCACCAAAUGUCUGAAUCAGUACAAGAUGGAUGUGUUUUAUAGGGAAGCGCGUGCCGCUCUCAAUGGUUCUGCUUCUGAUUACAAAGAUGAGGAGAGUCAUCAGAAAACCAGUGCUGUAGAGAACCAGAAACUUCUAACCCCAGAGUCAUGGGACAGCUCUUCGGCUAAAACGCUGUCUCCUAAAACCCCAACGCCCACUUCGGUUUCUGUGUCUGUGCUUGACGCAACAUCAUCUUCUUCAUCAUCUUCCUCACUGAGAACGGCCAUCACAACGUUGCGGGAGCGGUCGUGUCCUCUGCAGAUUCAGAAGAGCGCAUCGCCCUCAUCCGCUGGCCCGUCUCAUAUCAUUUUGGACCAACCACGGCCACCUCAGAUCACCCUCCCUUUUAUUCGCCCACCCCAGCACGCCCCUGGUCUGCGGAGCCCCACCCCUCACCUACCCCGUAACCCACCACACCCUGCCAGCCCCAUCCAGACGCGACCUCCACAUCCACCUACAUUUGCCCCACUCCACCCACCCCCUCUUCUUCAGCACUACCCUGCUCCAUAUGUGCCCUUCCACCCCACUUUCCCUCCUCAACUGCCCCCACCGUGGCCACAACCCAUGAUGCUGGUGCCAUACCCCAUCAUGGUGCCCAUCCCAGUGCCGAUUCCCAUUCCCAUCCCUAUAUCUCGAUUUCCGGGUCACACGGGAGUCAUACGAAGCCUCCGGGAGCAAAAAGAGAAAGACCCAGGUGAUCUCACACCCGAUUUGAGUCGCUCCAGCUCCGAAGAGAUCAGCGGAGAUCAGGAUCAACACAGAAUAAAAACAGAACAAACUCUUUCCCCUCUCACUCCCUCUAAAUCUUUCGGGUCUUCAGAGCGGCAGGUGAUUCAGUGUCUUCACAGGCACCCGGUGAAAGAGGAAGCUGAGGACAGGACGACCACACCUGACCCGCACGCUUCCGAAACCCAGACGCACGUCCAGACGCACCCCACACACAUCUCGCAUGUUCUACGGAAAGCACUUAAACAUCAUACCGCCAACACGGCGUCUGUGCUCACGCCAACGCCCUCUGCGUCAUCGGACGAUAAAACCGUCACUCCGGCGUCCCUGUAUUCGUUGGCCCGUUCGACCGCCAUUCAGGUCGCCUCUGUUUCAUUAGACAAUACACACAGACCUUGCCCCGCCUCUGCUUUGACACCAAGCUCCGCCCACAUUCCGUCACCCCUGUCCGAUGGCGAGGGUGUCAAGGAGAACAGUUUUUUGGGUGUACGGGAAAAUGACUCGACCAAUACCUGGUCAGCAGAGCAAACGGACUGCAAAAGUGACCAAUCAAAAGAAAGUAUGGUGGCUGAGGAUGAGUGUCAAGAUGUUGAGCACACAUACGCUCGAUCCGUCCCUCCGAAACUACGUGAGAAGAAUGCACACACAAGCACACAAACGCACUUACACGCACAAACACACAGCUGGGAGAAGAACUCACACACAUCUCAACAAAACUCAGAGGCGAGCGUCAGGGACGACCCAGAGCCGGCUGUGAAGAGAAGAUGUUUAAGAAUCAGAGAUCAGAAUAAGUGAGCCUGAUGUGUGAGCACUGGUGAAAGUGUUUGGGUCGGAAAUCAAGUGUGUGAACGUAAAGAGGUCACAUUUAGCCCGGAAACAACGCCCUGUGGUGACCCUGUACCAGCAGAUGUCCAAAAGGUCACGUCCAGCUUUCAGAGCACCAAAAGGGCCUGACUCCAGAAGAUCACGAGGACCAUCAGUAGACAUGCAGAGAUCAGACAGGAGUGAUCCAAUUACACUUUUACUGUGUGUGUAUGUUUCUGCCGAGACUCUACAAAGCCAGGCAUUGUUUAACACUGCCAACCCAUCCUCACCGCCUGUGUGUGUGUGCGUGUGUGUGUGUGUGUGUGUGUGUGUGUGUGUGUGUGUGUGUGUGUGUGUGUGUGUGUGUGUGUGUGUGUGUGUGUGUGUGUGUGUGUGUGUGUGUGUGUGUGUGUGUGUGUGUGUGUGUGUGUGUGUGUGUGUGUGUGUGUGUGUGUUGUGUGUGUGUUCAGCUGUGGUGUAAGGUUACCUGACACACUGGCGCUUUGGCUACAGGGCAUUUUUAGACUUCAUCUGAAGAGUGCCAGGAUUGUACAAACACACACAGACACACACAUUAUUCAUCUAUAUCAGGACGACUGAGAGCUGAGGCUCACAUACAGAGUAAAAGUGUUUGUGUUGAAAGAUCAGAACCGGCUCAAAUUUAUUUCAGAACGUCUGAAUUUUCUAUUUUUAACUGCCAUGGUUUGUUUGUCUGUUACUUCAAAGUGUACUAUGGUAUUGCCAUCGUGGCUGUGUCAAAAAUUCCAUUGUAUUACCAUAGUACAGUUUACAAAAAAAAAAAAAAAAAACACUUCAAGAUGCAUAUGACACCACAUGUCACUUGAAUCUAUAUGUUUGAACAUUUUUUUUUUUUUGCUGAAAUUUCCUAAACAUUUUUAUCCUAAACACAAGAGAAUUUAAACUCAAUUUGUAUCACUGUCUCUUGUUGCCAUAAACAACAUGAAACCCAUCAAUUAAAAACAACACAUGUGUAUCAGUUUUAUAAUGACCAAAGCCAGUCAGUUUUUAGUCAACACUUUUAUGAAUGUCCAGCAGAGGACAACAUUGAUAUUAAAAAUCACCUGAGCUGUGCAUCUGUUGAUAUUCAUUGAUUUUUGUCAAUAUGAGAAGUGUCUAUUUGUCAUAUCUUUUUCACAAUAGUGCCAAUCUUUACAUCUAAGCAGUGCAUUUAAAAAAGCCUGAACAAAACUGAAGUAAUUCAAAUGUCUUCAUAAAAUGUUUAUGGGCAUUUAUUGUAUUCAUGAUGUAAUCACUGGCCAAUUAAAAUAAAUGGUUUGUGUAUAUUU